Molecule: messenger RNA, 1400 nt
Organism: Ascoidea rubescens DSM 1968
Lineage: Eukaryota; Fungi; Ascomycota; Saccharomycetes; Ascoideales; Ascoideaceae
Gene: MRI1
Product: S-methyl-5-thioribose-1-phosphate isomerase MRI1
Exons: 1
Coding region: 30-1298 (422 amino acids)
Molecular function (GO): S-methyl-5-thioribose-1-phosphate isomerase activity
Source: RefSeq, a predicted model, not a curated record
UUUGAACAGAAUCAUUGGAGAACAGUACUAUGACUUUACAGGCCAUCAGAUUCGACCAGAACAAGCUCCAGCUUCUGGUUCUCAACCAGCUAUUGAUUCCCUUUCAGACCAAAUACAUCCGGAUAAAUUCAAUCAGCGAUGCCUUCGAUGCUAUUAAGAAAAUGCAGGUACGAGGUGCCCCAGCUAUCGCUAUUGUUGGUGUGUUUUCGAUUGUUGUGGAGCUAAACUACAUUCUAAAUGUCAGAAGUUUCUCCCAGACAUACUACGACUUGAACGAUAUCAAAAACUUCAAAGCAAAUCUCUUUGCCCGAAUCCAGUUUUUGGUUUCAUCGCGACCGACUGCCGUCAACUUGUCGAAUGCAUGCAACGAUAUUGUUCAAAGUUUAUCAGCCAAUGAUCAGAACAAUAUCACUUUGUCUGGAAUCUAUCAAACCAUCUACAACUAUGCUGUGGAUUUGGAAUCCAAAGACCUAAAAAACAACUAUUUGAUUGGCGAAAACGGCGCUGACUUUAUUUUGACUCAAUUGCAAAAUCAAAAUUUCUCUGGCGAAUUCUCUGUCUUGACCAUAUGUAAUACUGGAUCUUUGGCAACUGCUGCUUAUGGGACUGCUUUGGGUAUUAUCAGAAAACUAUGGAGCUUAAGCCCAUUGAAUUAUGAAUCCGAUGAACCAACCGACGGUUCUUCCUCGAAAAAACUCAAAAGAGAUUUCAAUAUCCCACAUUUGGCUCAUGUCUUUCCCUUAGAAACACGACCCUAUAAUCAGGGUUCGAGAUUAACUUCCUACGAAUUAAUUGAAGAAAAGAUUCCAUCAACAUUGAUUACCGACUCAAUGGUUUCCUUCUUGAUCAAAUCUAUUAAAUCAAAAAAUUUAAACUUUCCUCCCAUCAAAUUCAUCAUAGUUGGUGCUGACAGAAUCGCUAAAAAUGGUGACACUGCCAAUAAAAUUGGUACUUUUCAAUUGUCCCAAUUGGCCUACUUGAACCCUGAAAUAGGAUUCAUUGUUGCUGCUCCAACUACUACAAUCGAUCAAAGCAUCGAUAAUGGCGAUCACAUUGUUGUUGAAGAAAGACCAGCAGCUGAAUUUCAAAAUGUAACUGGUGGUUUAAUCGAUCCAACAACAAAUAAUUUAAAACUUAACCAGGACAAUGAUGUAAUUAUUGCAAAGGUCUUAAUUACUCCACAAAACAUGAACGUUUGGAAUCCAAGUUUUGAUAUAACUGAAAGCAAAUUUAUUGACGCUAUUGUUACUGAAGAAAAAUAUUACACAAAGGAUUCCAACAAUAAUUUUAACCUAUGAUUUGUAAUCUACUAUCCUGAUUAAUAACUUUUUAUUUUAAAUAUUUAUUUCUUAAAGACUAAUAUUCGCUCUCAAUAUAUAAUAAAUAUAAAACAACUCUCG